Aureobasidium melanogenum CBS 110374 is the source of this 543-nucleotide messenger RNA. Its product is annotated as Sedlin. The coding region runs from base 1 to 543 and encodes 180 amino acids. NCBI's taxonomy places the organism in Eukaryota, Fungi, Ascomycota, Dothideomycetes, Dothideales, Saccotheciaceae. Gene Ontology annotation, cellular component: cytoplasm; TRAPP complex; nucleus. The transcript has 3 exons. Gene Ontology annotation, biological process: endoplasmic reticulum to Golgi vesicle-mediated transport. The record is from RefSeq and is a predicted model, not a curated record.
AUGGCCACAAUUAAAACUCCUGCAAUUGCCUGCAUAGGUGUAAUAGGCAGACAAAACAAUCCUCUCCACAUUUCCAUAUUCCCCGCAGAGGGCGACAAGGAAGAACGCAGCAAACUCGACUUCUCUUUCAUGCUUUCUACCUGUCUUGAUAUCUUCGAAGCUCGUCUACCUGAAAAGAAUGUUGGCCAGGACUUUGGUCUUCUCCAAGCCAUCGACGAACGCCUGGCCAUGUAUGGCUGGCUCACAAACACUGGUGUGAAACUGGUCAUCAUUGUCGACAUGGAAGGCCGUCAAUCUCCUGCCAAUGAUACCAGAACUCCUCCUGUUCUUGGGCUGAAGAAUUCUGAUCUUACUCCCGCUUUUCAAGCAUUGCAAAAGGCAUAUAUCAAUCUGUUGAGGAACCCUUUCUAUAUGCCUGAGGAUCAUGCUCCCAAUGCCAAUGCCCAUCAAUCAAAUGCGUCGACUCAGAUCACCAGCCGUAACUUCAUCAACGAAGUUAAUCGUAUAGGACGACUAUGGGCUCCUGCUAUUGCUUCUCGCUGA